AUGGAAGAAGCUUUGGGCAUCUUCAUUUCAGCUUGUGGUGAGCUGUCUCCCACGUUAGCCACUGGAUAUUUCCAGUCUGCCACGAUUUUGCUAAAAGAUAAGUCGUUGUGGAAUUUAGCCAGAGUAAAACUGGUAACAGCGGUUGACAUCUUCUUACAUCUUGGACUGAAGUCCCAUCAUUCUUUUGUCAAUGCAUGCCACAGUUUGCUUGGUGUCUUGAAGCUCUCCUUGAGGGACAGGGAAGAGGCAGAAAAGUCUUUUGAGGCUGUUGAACAGCAGUUAGAUAUUAAUAGUGAAUUCUGGAUCAAAUCCAGAAUUAUCUACUCCCCAUUAGUCAAUUUACUAGUUCCGUCACUAGCUGUUGAUCUAGACAGAUCCUUUGAUUUCUGCGCAAAAGUUGUAGCUCUUGUCAAUCUGGUGCACCUCAACACUGGCGAUGAAAGAUACAGGCAUCUUGAUUUGCUCAUUAAUUACUUGGAAAGACACAAAACAGAGGAACUUCAAAUUAGGGAUUUUGCUGGUCAAGAUGUUUGCCUCAUUUUGCACAGACUGCCUUUUUCUGACAAGCCUGUGGUUUGCAUUGUAUCCUCACACCCAAAGCCAGCCUCUCCAGAGUCUGUUGAGCAAUUGUGCAAUCAUCCUGUGAGUGACACAAAAGAAGCAGAUGAACAAAGUGAAGGGUCUCAAGUGUUCUUAUCAUCUGUCAACACCAAGUAUUUUGUCUUGUGUUUGAGGGUUCCUCAUAACAUUCAAGAAGACGGUAGUUUCCUGGCCUCUGCACUCCAAAAGAGUGUGUUGACGCUUUUUUUACAACCAUCAUUCCGCAAAGAUUUUGUAGAGAGAGAUGAUUUGUAUAGGGAAAUGACAAUCCCUACACUUAACAUUUGUUUCCUUUGGAGGCUGAUUGACUGUCUUCCUCUUCUUGUUGAACUGGAAUUGUCGGAGUUGCAAGAGUGUGACAACUUCGACUACUUGAAUUCUUGGGAGUCCUCAUUAAAAUCACGUAAGCAAUCAAUACAGGUCUCCUACCUCUCUUCUGAAUGUUCUAAUCAGCGCGAGGCUGAGUUUGUCUUUGACCGUCUGACCCAAAAAUUACAUGAAAAGCUGACACUAAGCACAGAUCUUGGUGUUGUUGUAUCUCAUGUUUCCCCAGCACAAAAUGUAGCAUCUCUUGUUAUUGAAAAGCUGGGAAAAUCCUUUAUUUCUAUUGCUGUUGAAAAGAAGUUUUUAACAGUAAAAUGUUACAGCUUCAAGGAAUCAGAUUUAGAGCAUGUCUGUUCAUUGGUACAAGAGGCUCUAGAAAACACCAUGGAAUCUUCAGCUUUCAGUGUGAAAUUUGAACAGUCUUCCUGGUUGCUUGGCCAGAGGAGCUGCUGUGAAUUGUCAAGGGAAAACUGCAGUUCAGAUGUGGGCGGUGGCUUGUUUCGCUCUGAUUCGACCUUGGAAAGAAGUGACUCUCCAUGUGCAGACAGCAGAGAUCCACAAUCAGAUGUUGAUGUGUUGCAAGGCGUGGUAAGUUUUUUCUAUUGACAAUGUGCAGUUAUGAUUAAAGAGAAGUAACUUGCUUUUAGCAAUAACCAAAAUAAAUACAUUACCAGCCCUGGUUGUUCAAUUUUUGGAUAGUGCAAUCCAACAGAUAAAUCAGUACCUUGUGGGAAACCAAUGUGUUAUCCACUGAAUAACAUUAAUUUUUUUCCUCUGGAUAGGGAUGCUUUUUUGAACAACUGGGGCCAGGUGUGGAUUGUAUACUUCCUUCCUAUCCUAUAUAGUGGCAUAUUUCUCUGGGGCUUUGGUCUACAGCCUUCUUUAUUACAGCAAAAAGAUAGGAAGCAGUUAGUGUACCGGCUGGGGACUUUGUCAAGUGAGUCAUUUGGUGGUUGGAUGGUUGUGUGGUGCAGUUGAGUCAUAUGCGCUUUUCUUGAUUUGACUAUGAGAUUGCUUGAUGCACGUUCUAGUCAAAGACCCACAUUUCCCCCUGGCUCGCCAUCAAGUCUCCAGUAGCUCAGUAGUUAGAACAUCUGACUAGAUCAGAGAGGGUCAUGGGUUUGAAUCCCAUCUGGGGCUCAGCUUUUCUCUGAGUUUCCAUGUGAUGUAAAAACGUAUCAUGUUGUUGUAGUUCUACAAAAAGACUCAUUAGGUGGUUAAUUUAACAUGUUCAGAAACCAAUACAAAUGACUUGAUUUUUUACCUUUUAUCCAAUAGGAUGUGGAGAAUAGGCCUAUUGUAAGCCAUACCAGCAGCAACUUACCUACAGAUGUGGACAUUAAUUUGUGUCUUCUGGAGUACCUUUUGAGACAAGCCAAAUGUGAAGCCACUACAGAAAAAACAUCGCUGAGCUCCAACGUCACAUCAUGUUCCUCUGACAGUUGUGCUAGUGAUGUUCAAGUAAAUCAGAACUCACCAGUCUCAUCUGAACAGACCUCAGUUUCUGAAAACAACUCCAGUUUUCCCGAGUCUGAUGAUUCCUUCACACCAACGAAGUCAUUACCUGAUAGCUUGACAUCUGUGAGAAGUAUAAAAGAAACAAAUGGCCAUCUCUCUCUUGACCAAAGUGAUUCAGAAGUCUCUACUUACAGGCACUUGUCAAAUGAGGAAGGCAUUGUAAAAAGCAGCUGUGGUCCAGACACAAGGGAAGCAAAGCAGUUGAAAGAUUCACAUCAGUUGCAAUCAUCGACUGCUGAAUGUAAUUCUGUGAGCAGUGAAGAAAACUCUCUUUUCCCUGCUGACCAGAAAACAGGUAUGCAACAUGUUCACACAAACAGAGAGUCAAAUGUGGCAAAUUCCAGCAUGUUGCUUCUAAACAAUCAAGCUGGACGUUUGGAUUUAUACCAACAUCAGAAACAAGGUCCUUCUGUUGAACGUCAUGAGAGCAUUUCAAGACCAUCAUCUGCUGCAAGUUCAGAG
This is a messenger RNA of Porites lobata, 2904 nucleotides long. The record is from the annotation of a GenBank genome assembly. Lineage: Eukaryota; Metazoa; Cnidaria; Anthozoa; Scleractinia; Poritidae.